AUGGACAGUAACCAUCAGUACGCUAACAGACAGUAUUGGGAUGAACGGUUUGCUGAAGAGAAGCAGUUUGAAUGGCUGGCGGAUUUUGAUGCCUUUAAACACCUGAUAAUACCGAAGCUAUCUCCGGACUCUAGAAUAUUGCACAUUGGAUGUGGUACAAGUCAGAUGUCAAUGCAGCUAUACAAAAUGGGCUUCACUAAUAUUACAAAUGUGGAUUUUUCUCAGGUGUUGGUCGAUGCUGGUCGUAUUGCUCAUCCAGAAAUGGAAUGGAUAUGUGAUGACAUUCAAUCGUUAGAAAAAAUUCCGUCAGCCUCCUUUGACGUCGUAUUGGAAAAAGCUACUUUGGAAGCAUUGCUUGUUAAGGAAAAGAGCACAUGGAGUCCUUCUGACGCCGCUUUGAAGACUAUCGAUAAUGUGUUAAGAUCUGUGGCCUCGAGUACUAACAAGCAGAGGUACUGGAUUUAUUUUCUUUUUUCCUUGAAC
Messenger RNA from Ostertagia ostertagi, 483 nucleotides. Lineage: Eukaryota; Metazoa; Nematoda; Chromadorea; Rhabditida; Trichostrongylidae. The record is from the annotation of a GenBank genome assembly.